Messenger RNA from Fusarium subglutinans, 1161 nucleotides. RefSeq names its product D-arabinose 1-dehydrogenase. Gene Ontology annotation, molecular function: D-arabinose 1-dehydrogenase [NAD(P)+] activity. Gene Ontology annotation, biological process: dehydro-D-arabinono-1,4-lactone biosynthetic process. Gene Ontology annotation, cellular component: cytosol. The record is from RefSeq and is a predicted model, not a curated record. Bases 1 to 1161 code for a protein of 386 amino acids. The transcript has a single exon. Lineage: Eukaryota; Fungi; Ascomycota; Sordariomycetes; Hypocreales; Nectriaceae.
AUGUCGCCGGCCUCUUCACCCCCAGCCCUUGUUAUGGGCGGAGCAGGCUUCAGCUACCAACUGAAUCCUGAGCCUGAAUCUCUUCCUAUCGUCGACAUCCUCUUGCGCGCAUUCGAACUUGGCGUGCGCACUAUUGACACAUCGCCAUACUAUGAGCCUUCUGAGCAACUCAUGGGCGCUGCAUUAUCAGAUCCCAGAAUUCAGUCCAAAUACCAACGUAGCGACUACGAAUUAAUGACCAAGGUUGGCCGCAUCAAGGAAAAUGAGUUCGAUUACUCCCCGGACUGGAUCCGGAAAUCUGUUGCUCGGUCGUUGGAGCGGUUUGGGACUACGUAUUUAGACGUGGUGUUUUGCCAUGAUGUUGAGUACGUAUCCCUAGACGAAGCUGUCACAGCUGUCGGUGUACUGAUGGAACUCCAACGAGCUGGAGUUAUACUGCGGGUUGGAAUCUCAGGCUAUGAUAUUGAUGUCCUGGCCGAAGUUGCUAGCCUUGCGCGGAAGAAAUAUGGACACCCUGUCGACGUUGUCCAAACCUGGGCACAGCUUACCCUUCAGAACACGCAAGCCGAGACUCGUGGUUUUGAUCGGUUCCGCACCGCUGGUGUAAAUUCAGUAUUCUGCUCAAGCCCGCUGGCUGUUGGAUUAUUGAGAACAGGCGGGAUCCCUGUUGGACUGACAGGCGAUUGGCAUCCAGCACCGCAAGGUCUUAGAGCUGCCUCAGCUGAAGCCGCAGAGUGGAUGGACAAGCAUGGAGAUGGAGAAACUCUAUGCUCGCUCGCGAUGCAAUAUGCUAUUGUGAAAGCGAAGCAGAACUGCACCCCCUCUUUCUCGGUAUCAACUAUAUCAGGAAUCAGCACUCUUUCAGACCUGGAGCAGAAUGUUGUUGCAGUCAAGAGAGUACUCAAGACUGAUGGAAACUCUGAGAGCUUGCUGGACUGGACCGAGCUAGAGUCUCAAGCAGUGGAGAGCAUAAUGUCGCUCGCUGAGCGUGUUCGUCUUAUCAUUGGGAAAUGGUUAGACUACGACUUUUCUGAGAAGAAGCUCAAGAUAGCGACGAGUGACUCCAACGAAGAGAACACCAGCGAUUCCGAUGCAGUAAAUAUCGAAACAGAAAAGACUAGGGAGUUGAAGCAAUUCGCAGCGAUCGGAGUGGUAGCGUAA